Molecule: messenger RNA, 794 nt
Organism: Rosa rugosa (rugosa rose)
Lineage: Eukaryota; Viridiplantae; Streptophyta; Magnoliopsida; Rosales; Rosaceae
Product: protein LURP-one-related 11-like
Exons: 3
Coding region: 10-612 (200 amino acids)
Source: RefSeq, a predicted model, not a curated record
CUUUAAAAAAUGGCAAAGGUUCAUCCCCAAGCACCACUUUCUUCUUCAUCCCCUGGCUACUUCACUUCAAAACAAGAAACAUUCACUAUAUGGAUGAAGUCUCUCAUAUUGAAUGGCCAUGGUUGCACUGUUUUUGAUUCUAACGGUCAGAUCGUGUAUCGUGUAGAUAAUUACGACUCUAGAGGUAGAGCUAAAGUUCAUCUUAUGGAUUUGAAAGGCCAAAUCCUAUUCACCAUACUAAGAAAGAAAUCCAAAUUUCUUGGUGUCUGGGAGGGAUACAGAUCCAGUAAUGGUAAAGAGAUCAACCUGAAAAAUACACCCGGUUUUCAAGUUAGGAGAAGCUUUAAAGGCAAGUCAGCAUGUAAAGUCAUCGUGGGACUAGACAAGAAUCAAAAACAGCAAUACAGAAUAGAGAGCUGGAGUAAAGGAAAGUCAGCCUGCAAGAUACUAGACAAGUUUGGAAGACUUGUUGCAGAGGUAAAGAGAAAGCAGUCAACAUGUGGAGUGGUACUAGGAGAAGAUGUUUUGACACUGGUGGUAGAGCCCUUCAUGGAUCACUCUCUUAUAGUAGGGCUUCUUGUUGUGUAUGGUCUCAUCAACCGUAAAUUGUGAUUGAGUGAAAACAAAUCAGCAACAAGAAUAUUGAAGUUAUAUUGAUUUAACUAGUUUUUUGAGUCUUUAAUUAGGGUGGUCUUUCCCACCACCUAGUUGGUGAAUUGAACAGUACUUACUUCCAUUGGAUUCCAACUUUGUAUUCAUCAAUUCAGGAGUUAACUGAGUUAUUUCUAACUUUG